Molecule: messenger RNA, 4731 nt
Organism: Ustilago hordei
Lineage: Eukaryota; Fungi; Basidiomycota; Ustilaginomycetes; Ustilaginales; Ustilaginaceae
Exons: 1
Coding region: 1-4731 (1576 amino acids)
Source: RefSeq, a predicted model, not a curated record
AUGCCCUUCGCCUGGACUCAAGAUCGCGCAGCAGCGCCACAGACCACAUCGGCAGCGCCGUCAGGGCGGAUCUCGGCCUCUCCGACACAGUCAAGAAGCCAUCGUCGUGGACUUGCUCCCUCUGCAUCGAUCAGCUCCGUCAGCACCAGCAGGCGAAGCGCUUCAGGCUCGCAGCUACCACCGCCACCUCCUCCCUCUUCUUUGUCUCUUCCAAAGGCUUCCACUUCUGCAGCCCUUACCAAUGCAGAUGAGAGUGGCGACUUCCGACGCUUUCUGGACGAAGCUCAGGCCAAAGAUCAACGACAAAGGCUGCCACAGGCCAAUGCGGAAGCUGCGACUCUAACUCCUGAUUCGCAUCGCCCUCGACGACCAGCCGCGGGUGCCGAUGCUGCCGAAUCACUCCGUCGCGUUGCGAGCUCCUCAACGCUCAGCAGUAUGCACAGUCGGCGUGCAGCUACUAUCGCCGGCACGAGGGCCGACCAGAGUGCUACCCCAGCUGGCAGAGCACGCAAGAACUCGACCAUCUCGACUGCAUCAAAAGCGCAAAGGUCCCUUUCGAAUUACUCGGUCACUUUCCGCAAUCCUACCUGCCAGUUCCUCGAACAGCUCUCAGUCGAAGCACAGACGCCCGAGCUCGGCAUCGAUGCUACUCCCAUCAUAGGCCGCACUGUCGACAACAAGAGUCAUCUUACUGCACUCGGUCAUGCGGCACAGCUGCAGAGCAGGAGCACCUCUGGUAAUCAGUCUUCACCCAGCUCGACAAAUGAGGGCAAAGCACCAGCAGCUUCUCAUCCCACACCCGUCCGAUCGUCUACUAUCGCGGUGGAGACACCAACUGCUACUUGCUCUAGGCUGAGCACAUCAAGAUCUCCUACUCCUGCUCAGCCGACUCCUGCUGCUCCAGUGCUCUCGCCUACCGCUCGCAGCCAGCCUCUGUCUUCAAGACACAGACCGCAGAGCUACAUCCACAAGCCUCCCACGGAGCCAUCCGGCGUUUUGUCUCGGCGCAAGCUAGGUGCCACCGGGCUUGGCAAUGGUCUCCCCACUUCUCCAAGUGCCUCUUGGACACAAUCGAAACGUAGUGCGGCUGAGAUGGAGCGCAGUUCAUCCUUGCAGGUUGGCGCCAAGCUUCAAGAAGCGACGCGAGGGUCGGAGGCUGUGCCAUUGCAGCAGAGUCCCAGUCAGCCUGCUUCGAGGAGAAAGUCUUGGUUCGGGCUCGGCUGGGCUGGCGAGGCGACGGAUGCAGCCGCAGAGAAGGAGCAAAAGGUCGACACUGGAGCUGAUGUGAAGGACGAGCCGAUGGAGGAUCAGCCGCCGCCGUCGAUGAGUGAAGAAGAAGCUGCCUUUCGGAGAUCGUUGGGUUAUGAUGACGCCUAUGAUCCCAGUGCUAGUGUUACCACUCUCAAGGCGGCUGCGCGUACUGCCAAUCCGCGGCGCUUUCCUGCUGGUCGUGAUUUGGACGCUACACCCAAGGUCCAGCCGAGUCAUGCGCAGAUUCCGCAUAGGGAGAGAAGGGUGUCAUGGCUGCCUUGGCGCAAUAUAGCGCCGCCAGCUGCGGAUGAGGUUGAUAAUCCAGCAAACAAUCUAGCGGAAGCUCCUGCUCAACCAUUACCUGCGAAAGCGGACGAUGUUGUCCCACACGAAAGUCCUGAAACUCAGCUAGCCAACGCAGCCCCGUCAUCUGCUGCUGAAGAGCUACCGCCCACAGUGGCGAGCGCUGAUGGCGAGGACACUGUCACCUACAGGACCGUAGUCAAGCGUGGCUGGAUGGGCGCACGUUACAAAGUGCAAGAGCCAAUACAGAGCUUGAAAGAUAUUUUCGAACCUCCACAGGCAGAAUCUUGGCGAGCUCAAGAGGCUGACGGUGCUGCCAGCGCGAAUGACAAAGCUGCCGAGCAAAGCGUUCAGAAUCAGUCUAACGGGGCCAAUACCUCCUACCCUCCCGCAUCGAACUCUGGCGAAGAUGCUAGACAGAACAGCGGCACAUGGAGAUGGCCAUUCUGGUCAGGGCACGAAGGUCAGCCUGAGCCAAGUCGCGACUCAGCCGCACAGCAGCUCGAGGUGCCAGCGGUUCCGACAGACAGCUCCGCUCAGCCCGCAACCAAUGUCGAUGCAGCUGAGCCUAUGGACAUAGACCAGAACGGACCCCCUGCCGAUGCGCCAAUGGCUCCAGAGGGCGGUUCGUGGACUUACUCGUCCUACGUCGCUAGCUGGGUGCCUACCUGGGUGUACAAUGCUCAACAGCAAGCCGCUGCGUCCAACAACGAAGGAGGUCAGAAUCAGGUUGAGGCUACAGCGUCGGCCUCUGCUACUGAAAUGCCGCUCCCGCGCACACCUGCCGAACAGGUCAAAGCAGAUGCUCUAGCGUGUAACUCUGCAGCGUCCGCUGCUGCUACCGUCUUUGACGCUAAUAAGGCCGUGCUCAACAACUCUACCAAGAGUGGCUGGAUCAAGUUCUUUGGCUCUCGCAGUGCCAAUCUUCCUGAGAAGAUGGCAGAGGCUAUCACAGCUGAUGACGGCCUGGAAGUGAUGGACAUCAGUGAGAUGGAGGGCUCUGCCAGGCCAGCGGCUACGGCUCGCACUAUUGCAUCGAACAAUGGACGUCUGACUCCGGAUGUGGUCAGAGCGACUCGUGCACGAACGACAACCGGCGGCAAUCUGGCGGGAUCUAAGGCGUCUUCACUUGCAGGAGAUGGCGAAAGGGCUCGUACAAAUACGCCGCUUUCGACUAGCAAGGACAGCAUCAAGAAUCUUAGCAAAACUACGAUCACCAAAGCGGCGAAUGUCACUGCUGCUUCGACGCUGGGACUUGGCAAAGGGAAGCGCACCAAUGCUCAUAAUGGUGGCGGAACGGGUACCAAUGGCGGUGAUGGCGGUAGCAACUCUCAGCAGCCGGCUAAAGACAUUAGUAAAGGCUUGGCACCCGGUGGCUCAGGGCCGUCGAGAUCCGGUGCGUCGACACCAAUGAAGUCAGCUGCAGACCCUGUAGCUUCAGCACCGCCCAACCUGGUGCUGCCAUCCUUUGAAGACACUUUCACAAGAGCGCCAAGAAUGUGGCCACCCAAAGUGAGUGUACUGGAGCGGACGCUCAGUGCUGUCAACAGCUACUUUUUCAGCAAGGUGCCGGAUCUGGAGCGCAUGAAACGGCCAACUCGCUACUCGACAUAUGGAGAGUCGAGUCUUGGUUCCGGAACAUCGCUCGCUACGGCGGCAACGAUCAAGCCGACGCAGCGACUUGCAGGGAAAGCCAAGGCCACUGGUGCAGGAUCGAGUAAAGACAAGGGUGUCGAGACUGCAUUGAAAGAAGUUGCAGAGUCUGCUCAGAGACUGCCACGCGCCUGGUCCACGGUCGGCAUGCAUGACAGAGCGCAGACGAAAGGUACUGCGGGGAUUGGCAAGAUCGUUGUCAUCGGUGUGCACGGAUGGUUCACCCAGAGUAUCUUCAAGAACAUGAUCGGUGAGCCAACCGGCACAUCUGCCAAGUUCGCGGCUAUGCAAACGGAGUCUAUCCGGCGGCACUUUUUGGAGGCUGGUCUCGAGUUGAAUCCGGAGGCAAUCACUGCAAUCUCGCUGCAGGGCGAUGGCAAGGUGGCUGAUCGCGUGGAUCGGCUCUUUGCGGAGCUGAUCAGUAGGCCGAACUGGGUGAGCGAUAUGAAGAACUGCGAUGCACUGUUCCUCUCGGCUCACUCGCAAGGAGCGAUCGUGGCGACGCAAUUGUUGGCCCGCUUGAUCGAGCAGCGACAUGUUCAUGCCGAACACACUCGCAUCUGUCUCCUCGCCAUGGCAGGUAUCCAUCACGGCCCUUUCGCUCAUCUGAGGUCAAGCAUCACAGCGAGCUACAUCAGCUACUUCGAGACCGCCGCUGCCAAGGAGCUAUUCGAGUUCCAAUCUUCCACCACCGCCGUCGCUCAGCAAUACACAGCAGCGCUCAAGAUCAUCCUCGAUGCCGGAGCCAAGUGCGUCUACGUCGGAUCAACUGAUGAUAAUGUCGUACCCAUCUACUCGGCGCUGAACUCGAGCAGCAACCACCCGUCGAUCCUUCGUGCGCUGUACAUUGACGGACAGGCGUUCCCAAAGGUUGACUUCUUGACGAAUUUGUUGGUGCUCUGCGUGGCGAUUAGGAAUGCUGGCCUGAGCGAUCAUGGGUUGUUGACGUUGCUUUCGGCCAGUGUGGCGGGAAGUCUCUAUGGUGGGAGGGGACAUUCGUUAGUGUAUGAGGAGAAAGCGGUGUAUGAUCUGGCAACAAGAUAUUUGUUUGAGGUCACGCAUCCGCUUUCGGAUCCCACCUUGGUGCCUGGACCACCAGGAGCUACUUCUAGCAGCUUACACACGACGCAACACGCUUCUUACUCUUCUUCCCCUGCUAGCGCCCGCAAGGUCUCCGGCUCAGAAUCCGCCCCAAAAAAGACAGUAAUGCUGGUAUCAGAAGCAUUCGAAGCUCAACGUUGGAAUCCUUACGAAUUGCCAUGGGCCCUUAGAGGGCUGUUCGAGGACAAACAUGUCAGGAGUUUGUUUGCGGAGGAUAUGUUGAAUCUGUUGAAGAGCUAUGAACAGUGGAGGCCAGACCCGAAGAGUAAAGCUCUGAAAGACUUGCAGUGGAGAUUGGCGCCAAUGAGGAGUAUUGCGCCUCCUCCGAUCGAUGAGGGGUUUGAUGGGGAGGAUGAAGCGGGUGGAAAGGAGAAGGACAAGGCGAAAGAUGAUGGGGGGAGUGGGAAGAGUUCUAAGCUUUGA